AUGUAUAAAAAAACUUUUCUUGGUCGUGCAUCAAGUGAAAUCGACUCUGAUGAUAUUUAAGAUGAAUAUCAACAAAUUAUUGAUAAUGAAAGCAUUUAUCAAUAAUACUAUUAAAAUUCAAAUGCCAGUUAAUAUAUUGAAGAAGAAUCAUUCUCAAAAUAAUCAGUUAAUAUACAAUUAUUGCAUCAAAAUUUAAAAAAUUAUGGAACCAUGAGAGGAUUGCAUUCUUAAAUUGACAUAUCCACUCUAAAAAGAUUAAAUCAAUCUUCAUAUGUAGAAUUUGAUGAUUAGCAAAAAUAUAAAAUGAAUUAUGAUAUAAAUAGAAUUUAUAAAGGUGUUCCUAAAAAUACUAUUAUUUAAGAUUAAGAAUAUGAAACUAAAACUAUUUUUCAUGAAUAUCUCUAUAGUCUUGAAGAUUAACUUCAUGAUAUUGAUGUAGAAAUUUUACAAUUAAAAUUUUUACUGAAAAAAACUGAAAAAAUGUUAAAUAGUUUUAAUGCUUAUAAAUCUUUUAUUAUUCAAUAAAAAUUCAAUUUCAUUUCAAUAAUAGACUCUUAGAUUUUAUAACUUAAAAACAAACGAAAAGCACUUUAAAAUAUAAUUUAAUAAGAAGAUGGUCUACAUUAAUUAUCAAAUGAUCAAUAAUAUUACAAUAAAAUAAGCUAUGAAAAUGAGAAAUUAUCAUCACGCUUUAUUACUUCUUUUUAUUUGUCUAAGUAAAAUUAAAUACUCACUAAUGUAUCCUAAGCAUUUACGAUUAAUUUUCUCAAUUUUCAACCGAAUUGGCUAAAACAACUUGAAUUAUAAUACACUCAACUUUAACUCAAAUAAAGUCUCUUAAUUCCUCCUAUCCAAAUAUUUCAUUUUCCAAAUUAAACAGCAUUGUCCUAUUCAUUUUUAUUGUUAAAUUUAAUAUUUUAAAAGAAACAUCAAAACUAACAUAAUAUUUGGAUGACUACUCUUUUUAAAGAUUUUUUUUAAGCUUCAUUUGAGAUUGAAGAAGAUUAACUUUAACAAUUAAAUUUCAAAUUUCAUAGACAAAAUAAUUGUUCUUUAUUUGAUUCUUACUUUAAUUAUAUCAUGUAAAAUGUAAAAAAUGAAAAAAUAAUUUGUUAAAAUCAAGAACUAAAACUUAUAGAUCCUUAAUUAGAGCAGAUAGAUUUUAAAAAUUAAUAAGCACCUCUUAAAUAAAAAGAUAAGCUUAACUUUUUUCCAGAUUUAUAAGAUAUUUAAAUUUUAUAUGGCGAAAUGAUUCUCCUAGAAAUAUUUCAUUUAUUAUUCAACUUGUAUUUAAGAGCAUACAGAAUAAUUUAUUUAUAAGAAGUAUAAGAAUACUAAGGAGAAUAGAUUAAAUUAAAUGAACUAUUACCUUAUUUACUGAUUAAGUAACUUGAAGAUAAAAUAAAAGAUUAUUAAAUUUAUACUUUUUUAAAAAAUUGUUUCAUAGAACAAUAAGCUAUUUAGUUUUAAGGAAUUUUUGCAAUUCUAGCCAAAUUUAAAAAAGUUUUUCUUAAAUUGGAUGAAAAUUCAAAAGAACUUUUAUUAAUAUAUACAUAAAGAUAAUUAGGAAAUAAAUCUUAAGUUAAAAUAUAAGAUGCAAAAUAAAAUUUAUUAACAAUCCCUGAUAAUAUUCUAAGAAAAAUAAAUUAUGAAUCACAAUAAAAGUAAUUAUGUAGAUUAUAAAUUACGAAAAAUUUAGUAUUUAUUCAUAGAUUUAUUUUGCAAGACACCAUUCUAUGA
Paramecium sonneborni is the source of this 1740-nucleotide messenger RNA. The record is from the annotation of a GenBank genome assembly. NCBI's taxonomy places the organism in Eukaryota, Ciliophora, Oligohymenophorea, Peniculida, Parameciidae.